AUGGACAAACCUGUGCUGGUGGCCACUGUUGCACCUUUAAUUGGCCAUUUGACACAAUCUAUACAAUUGGCCAAACUGAUACUUGAGAAAAACAAUCAACUCUCAAUUUCACUUCUGGUCAUUAAGGUGCCUAUUGAUCCCCAAGGCACCAACAAAAUCCAAACCUUCAUCGACGGCUGCAAUGUCGAACGCCUCCAUUUCCACCAUCUCCCCCAACCAGAAAACACAGAUAGCUGGACAUCCCAUAGAGGGCUGUUCGUAAAUCAGCUACUAGAAUUUCAGAAACUUCAUGUCAGAGAAUACGUCUCUAAAAUCAAAGGUCUUUGUGGAUUCUUACUUGAUGUGAUGACCACAACCAUGAUUGAUGUAGCUGAUGAAUUUCAGGUUCCUAGCUAUAUUUUUUGCACUUCUGGUGCUGCUUUUAUUGGUCUUAUGCUCUAUGUCCAAUCCCUCCAAGAUGAUCAUAACCAAGAUACAAUUGAAUUGUUCAAAACAAGUAAAGAAUUGAUUGCACCUUGUUUUCUUCAACCAAUUCCUGUCAGCGUCCUGCCUAUUAUCAUAACUUUAUCUAGAUUAGGAUGA
Molecule: messenger RNA, 582 nt
Organism: Coffea arabica (coffee)
Lineage: Eukaryota; Viridiplantae; Streptophyta; Magnoliopsida; Gentianales; Rubiaceae
Source: RefSeq, a predicted model, not a curated record